Maudiozyma saulgeensis is the source of this 1566-nucleotide messenger RNA. The record is from the annotation of a GenBank genome assembly. Lineage: Eukaryota; Fungi; Ascomycota; Saccharomycetes; Saccharomycetales; Saccharomycetaceae.
AUGCAAAAUAACCCUUUACAAGACGAUCUGACUGGAGACCUUGCAGCAGCAGUGAGAAGGUCUUGGUCUGAGUCUCAAGAUACCGCAAGAAGGCAAGGUGGUGGUCCAUCAUAUACCGCAGAUUCUGGAGACUCGCCGAUAAGUACUCCUGUGCCAGAACCAUUUGAAGAUGUAUCUAUUCAUAAAUUCAAUUCAGUUUUUCCUCAAUCCAAUUCUAGUUCUGUAAGUGAAAGUGGAGAUGGAAAUCAUUUUAAACAACCAAAAUUACCAUCGCAACAACAGCAACAGCAACCGAUCAUAAUAAAUGAAAGUACAGGACCACAACAUUUUAAUCAGUUUUAUGGUAAUCAUCAACAUAUUUCUACUCAUAAUAAUAAUAACAGUGAAGCUAACGAUAAUAAAAACAAUAAAGAACCAGAUUAUCAGUUAUUUAAACAUCAUUAUUCCAUUUCUGAAGACCAUCGUGAUUCAGUUGUUGAGAUUUUGAAUGAUUUGGAAUUAGAAUCUCCAGAACCUGAAACAAUACAACAUAGUGCCUCUCCAAGAUUACCUGUCCAACAUCCAAUACAUGGAGCUAUAUCUCGAGAACAUCGUACAUCUGUGUCUAAACAGUCCACAACAACUAGACGUGGAUCUAUCCAAGACGUUCAAUGGGUUAGACAACUAUUGAAUCCAAGAAGUUCUUUCUCAGGUAGAUCUCUAAAUGAACCAACAACAAAUAAUGGUUCAACGGGAUUCAAUACUAUGAGUAGCAAUAAUUCCUCAACUUUUUGCCCAGGUGGUGUAUCUUAUGAUGUACCAUCUGAUAAUAAAUGUUGGGUUACAAUUCUAGUUGAUGAUUCGAUCGAAGCUGUCAAAUCGGUAGUCGUACUUAGUGAGUCUGUACGUCUUUCUGGGUCAAUAUAUCCGUUGUAUGUGAUUCAUGAUAAACAAAUUAAUAUGUCAAGAUUUAAUAAUUAUAAUGUUGCAUCUAUCCCAAUAUCAUUAGAAAAUUUUACUAAAACAUCAAAUCAAAUACGUCUUCAGAAUUGGUUAAUUUUAUCUUUAUUUAUUAAUUUAGUAGAUCAUUUCGAUGUUGUUUGUUAUAUAUCUCCAACAUGUAUGUUGGUAGAUAAUAUAGAUGAAAUCUUAACAAGUGAUGCAGUUUGCGAUGAAAUUGAUAAUGAAACGUGUGUUCUAUUGACAAAUGAUGUUGUUGAUAAUAAAGAUGAACCACAAUUAAUGAUUUUGAAACCUAAUCUAGAAGUAAGUAUGUGUAUUAAAGAAUAUUUUACAAUGUACGGGGAUGGAAAUGAUAACAAAUUGGAAAAAUUACAGACAAUGAAUGAUUUUGAUGUGUUAAAAGAAUUAUUUCAUGAUACAUGGGGUCACAUCUCUUCUAAUGGUUAUGUAUCUGUAUUACGUGAGGAUAUAAAUUUUGCAACAACAAAUCAAGUAUUUUCCAAGGUAACAGAUUUAAAAUAUUUACAACCUUGGAAUAAUAAAAUUAUCAAGAAUGAUGAUGAAGGUACUAUGUGUGGAAGAUGGCGUAAAUUAUGGAGAGAUUUUUGUCAAAAUGUGACUUAA